CUUGAAUCCGGCUCUGUUCAAUCGUUAUUCAACCACCAAGCCGGCAAGCUACAUCCGCAGGUUCUAUGCCGAAUCUAUUUCUCGUAACCCGGCAGUGACUUACUCAGCGUCGGGUGUAGGACGAGAUUCGUCAGUCGUACGUUCGUUUGUUUUGCGUGCAUCCCUAUCUAGUGUGCUAAUGUGCAACAAGUGAACGAGGGGCGGCAACCCAAAGAAUAGUCGAUAUCUCCGGAGGAAAAUCACGUGUCCAGGAAUUUCGAAAAAUAGCAGAGACUUAAAAUAAUGGAUUUGGAAGGAAACCAGCUUAUAUUGGACGAUUUUGUUCCCGGCCCCUUGGACCACUACAGGAAACAAGCGAGGUUUGACUGGAAGAAGCUGAAACUAUUUUUCGAAGAUGAGGAGCUACUCAAAAUGAGGCUGCGUGUGUGGAAAUGUCUGGAAAAAGACCCGCUGUUUCACCGACCGAACGUCGAGCUACUUACAGACCAGAAAAAAAGAAGAACGGCUUUACAGUUGAGGAGAUACAUAGACCACAAACUCGCCAACGUAGAUCUGAAUACGCCUUUCAGAAAAAGGACUAGGUUGCUCUUAGCCUGUAAUGAAGCCUUUGCCUCCACAUUUCCGGAUGCGUCAGUAAAAUUGGCGCUAGGGUUUGGACUCUUCAGUAACACCAUAGCUACUUUGGGAACGGAAAAACAUCAGCACUACGCUUAUGCAGGUAAUGAGAUGUUAUCGUGUUUGGCGCUCACAGAAAUUUCUCAUGGAAGUAAUACAAAGCUAAUGAGAACCACAGCCACCUUCGAUCCAAAGACCCAGGAAUUUAUUAUUAACACACCUGACUUUGAAGCAGCCAAAUGUUGGGUAGGAAAUUUAGGAAUUCAAUGCAUAUAUGCGUUACUUUUCGCGCAGCUGCACACCAAAGGUCAGUGUCACGGAUUGCAUGCUUUCGUCGUUCCGAUAAGAGAUCCAAAGACUCUCCUACCUUAUCCAGGAAUCGUAGUCGGAGAUAUGGGCGAGAAAAUAGGACUGAGUGGAAUUGAUAAUGGCUUCGUUAUGUUCAACAACUAUAGAAUACCAAAAGAUAACCUGCUGAACAGGACUGCAGAUGUCACCCCUGACGGGGAGUACGAAAGCAGUUUUACCGACCCAGGGAGGAUACUUGGGGCAGCUUUGGAGAAUCUUUCGAUGGGGCGUGUUGGUAUAAUGCAAGAAAGUUCUAACAACCUCAUCUGUGCAGUUACCAUCGCUGUUAGAUAUGCCGCUGUUAGGAAGCAGUUCGCUCCAAAUGGAGACGGGAAUGUUAACACUGACGAGUUGCCUAUCAUUGAAUAUCAACUGCACCAAUGGCGACUGUUUCCCCACAUGGCGGCAGCUGCAGUCCUGAGAGUUUUUGUAAAUGAAUUUACGGAAACAUAUCUAUCAGUUGUAGAAAAAUCGGCAACCUCAGUUGAGCUAGAACACUUGAGCCAAAUGGUGUCAGAAAUCCACGCGCUAGUCUCCAGCGCCAAACCCCUCAUCACUUGGUCCUGUCGAGACGCCUGUCAGGAGUGCAGAGAAGCGUGCGGGGGACACGGCUUUCUCAAGGCUGCUCGCCUGGGAGAACUCCGCAGCACGGUAGACCCCUGCGUGACCUACGAGGGAGACAAUAACGUGCUGGUGCAGCAAACGAGCAACUGGCUGUUGAGGCAGUGGCAGAGCGUUACUACUGAGGAACGGUUAUCCUCCCCCUUGGAAAGUUGUAAGUUCUUCGUCGACCACGACCGGAUACGCAGGAGGAGGGGUAGUGUUAGGACGAAGGAGGACGUGCAAAAUAGAACGUUCAUCGAAGAAUCCUACCAGUGGCUAAUCAUCUACCUAGUAAGAGAGACUGAAAAUAAGCAGAACGAAGUAAUCGGCAGGGGGCUCGACAAAUUUACAGCCCGAAACGAAUCCCAGGUAUAUCGAGCGGCAGUUCUGUCAAGAGCAUAUGCGGAAUACACUGCUCUACGAUACUACUGGUCCAAAGUUGGCACAGCAAAUAAAGAGUUGUUCUCUGCCCUAGCGAAUCUGGGGGCCCUGUACGGACUGAGCUGCCUGGACAAACAUUUGGUAUAUUUUUACCAAGGAGGCUAUGCGCAGGGGCCCGAGUUUUCCAAAAGCGUCAAAGAUGGUAUUCUGGAUCUGUGCGGUAAACUGAAACCGGACUGUUUGGGGAUUAUCGACGGAUUGGCCCCUCCUGAUUAUGUAGUGCAUUCUGUACUGGGGAAAUCUGAUGGAAAGUUAUAUGAAAACCUUAAAGACCUCUUGAUGAACAGCCCCGGCGCUACGUCACGACCGGAAUGGUGGCAGGAAAUAGCCAACGAUACUUCGAAGCCCCCCAUACUCCAAAACAAGCUCUAGUACAAUUCCAAAGCAUUAACCAAAGAAGAAUUACGGGUUAAACUUCCACGAAGAAUUCGACGGUCAAUAGUCUACCAAAUACAUACGGAUUGUUAUUUUUAUAAAUUAUAUAUUUUUAAAUACACUUGUACGUCGGUCCAGUGGAUAGGGAGAUCAAAAUCCCUAAUCUUGCAUUUACAAAUAAAACUUUCAUCAGAA
Messenger RNA from Leptinotarsa decemlineata (Colorado potato beetle), 2577 nucleotides. Its product is annotated as peroxisomal acyl-coenzyme A oxidase 3. Gene Ontology annotation, molecular function: fatty acid binding; FAD binding; pristanoyl-CoA oxidase activity. The record is from RefSeq and is a predicted model, not a curated record. Gene Ontology annotation, cellular component: peroxisome. Lineage: Eukaryota; Metazoa; Arthropoda; Insecta; Coleoptera; Chrysomelidae. Gene Ontology annotation, biological process: lipid homeostasis; fatty acid beta-oxidation using acyl-CoA oxidase.